CCACUGAAGAGUAGGGGUUUCUUGCUGGUCGUUCCAUUAGAGGCUUGGAGCAAAGAGAGGCGCUAAAAAAUUUGAUGAAAAGAACAUGAGCUAAAAAGGGAGAAGAACAUGAGCGAACCCGAAAAACGGCAGCAAAAUAAAUAGUCUGGUUGGGAAAAUCUUCAAGAUUGUGGCAAGCAGGAAAACUUUUGCAGGGUUGGGAAGAUCUUCAAGAUUGUGGCAAGUAUGAAAACGAACUCUUCUUGGUUGAUGUUUCAAACCCCUCUCCUCCAAUUCGGUUGAUGACAUGAUUCAUUUUCAUCCAAACAUCGAUCCUUACUCACGUAAACAUAAACUACAUAAACAUCCUUUUCGAAAUCGAACAAAAGAAAUAUACUCGGCCUGUGUGCCAGCAAAGGCCAAAGAAGUGCCUGAGGUAGUUGUAUUUUCAAGUAACGAAAAGAUGCUAGGGGCAGGACACGACAGGCGGACCUUGUCUUGUCCGUCUGAGGGCGUGGACAGGGGGAUGCUGUGGAGGAUAUCGGCGGAUGAUGAUAACGAGCAUAAUGUAACUCAUAGUACGGAGAUGACUCAUCGGAGAAGUACGCGAGAUCUUCUUGCAGCUGUAGGGAGCUGCGCAGCGCAAGCAAAUAGACCAGGCAGCGAACGACGCCUGGGGGAGCGAAAUGGACCGAGUAGAGAUGGGACAGAAUUGAAGGAGGAGAAAGCUUCAUCGUCAACAUCACCACAAGGGUCUAGAAACGCAUCUACUCCAACUCCUUCCACAUCUAGUACAGCAACUCGACGUGUACUAUCAGCUUUUCCAUUUUCAUCCAGUUGUAGCACAGCGUCUUUUCAUUUAGGUGGACCACUUAACGAGUCAAACUCUAGUCAAGCAUCUACGAGAGCCGCAAGUACCACCACGUCUCCGUCUUCUAUGGGGAACACCAACAACUACAAGAGAAAAGGACGACUAGAGAAAAACCCAUUUUCAUCGUCGUCGCAGCAGCACCCAUUUUUACAUCCUAGACGUUUCAUCCUAGACGCUGCUUUGCUGACAUGCUUCGCCUUUUUCGAUCUUUUCGGAGGAUUACUAGUCGCGCAGGCAGCAACUGUUCCUAUCUUAGUGGCUGGACCGGAUUAUCAUCACAAAGCGGACAUCUGCACGCUAGCCACAACGGUUUUCGCAGCCGCACCGAAGAAAUUUGUUCUUUUGGAGAACAAGCCGAGCAGUCUGCUGAAUUUUGUUAUGGCGUGGUCAAUACAUUUAGUUGUAUCCUCGUAGGUAUAGUUUACGCAACGCCGAUGGAGCGGCCGGCUGUAAGCUAAGGUUCUCGCCUUCUAAUUUCCUCAACGCCGAUGUAGCGGCCGGCUGUUAAAGGUGCUUUUGUUACCGUUUGUUAUGGCGCUCCGAAUGGGGACGGCCAUAACAAACAGGAUAAACGAACACCAAAAACCUACCUCUAAAAGUAGGCCGGGAUAUUAUCAUUCGUGUUUGUCCAUGUUCAUCAGUAGAUCUUCUCUCUUCACUUUUUACAUGUCUAGAAGACUUUACAACGGAACCAGGCAGUUACUUGUAGCUCUUCUCUCUUCAGGUAAAUAGAGAGAAUAUCAAGAGACUUGAGCGGCCGAUGGCGUUGGGGUCUCUCUUAAGUUAAAUCACCUUCUAAUUUCCCCAACGCCGAUGUAGCGGCCGGCUGUACACCGACACACGCGCCUAGGCUCAAGCAUUUUGAGUCAGUUUUCAAAUCCCUCACAGCGGAUGAUGACGUAUUUAGUACUGUGUGUACUACUUGUGUCGCUACUUGUUACCAGUACAACAAUCUUAAUGUUUUUUCUAAGUGUGUACUACUUGUUUCGUUUGUUUCCCUUGCGGUCUCAUGAAGCUCGAUGUAAGUAGAAGGAAGUAGUCUGUAGUGGUCUUUUCUACCCCUGGAGUGGGUAGUACACUCAUUCAUUCACAUUUGGCCUUUUUUGUCACAAGCUCCUACCGCAAACCCAAACCCAUGAUAUUGCAGGUAGUCCUUUUUCUGGUCGGCCUUGGUGGAUAUCGUCUAUUCACCUUUCCGACAGCGGACGGAGACGGUGCUAGUUGGAAGAGUUGGGACUUGAGGAAGCAAUUGACCAGACAAGACCUCUACGACACUAUUCAUGAAAGCUCGUUCAAGAGUUUGGUACUUGUUCUAACUUAACGUGGGUUUAUGUAUUGUAAAUGAUGCUCUCCUCAUCCACUUACAAUGAAUAUAAGUUUAGUUGUACUGAUUUUAGAUUUGCUUGUAGAGUAAAAUUUUAUCGACCAUCCAAAUCCAUCCCUCCCUUUGCCUUACGUAUUGUCCUUUGUAUAAAUUGGAAUUUCAAUACCUUCGAAUCUUUCCUUUAGCUCAUCUACGCUGACUGGGCUGACGCGGGUACGAUGUUCCGAGACAGUUUUUUGCCGUCUAACGCGGUGGCUCUGACAGUCGGAAGCGCGCGUGUGUCCCAGUGUUUCCAUGCGAAUGCUCCUCUAGUAUGCAAAAGCAACGUUUUCACGCAGGCUGUGAUGGCGACACAUGGUGCUUGAUGUUAAUGAUGUGGAAUUUAGUGGGUAGAAUGCAGUCAUAUUUGAUGUACUACAGUUCUUGCAAUGUAGGAUUCAUGUGUUCCACAAAAAGAUUCUCAACUUUUCCUCCCAGGUGCUACUUUGAAAGCCCAGGCGCGAGCUCUUAUUGCCAACUUCGAGGACCUGGAGGUCCAUAACACAGCUAGCACGGUAAUGAAAAAUCCUGUUCUAGCCAAAGUCGUGGAUCUGUCAACAUCCUCUAGUCUAUUUGUCCUUGUAGCAGGUAAAUUAUAUUUCAUGGUCAACAAGUACUUCUUUAGGGCACGUAGGUGAUUUCAGAUCGUUUUUUCUCAAAGUUUUUUCUCAAAGUUUGAUUUUUUCUCAAAGUUUUUUCGUUCCUUCCAAUUCUUCUCCACCCACCACCGACAAACCUCUCUCCCGUCUCAUCUUCAGCUCUACACCGCAGCACUUCCCUAUGCAGCCUACACUGCGUAUGGCACCGUCCAAACGGAGAAAGAGAUGUGCGACGCCAACUCAGUGGACCUCUGUCGAUUUUAUCAUACGAGUCGGAGCACGCUACCGACGCUGCAAGGAUCCUUAGUACCAGUCACAGCCUCACGAUCACAGGAAGAUAAUUUGUACUACUUACUUGAGAUUAGUACCAGUCACAGCCUCACGAUCAAGGGAAGAUAAUUUGUACUACGACUUACUUGAGAUGAUUUAGUACCAGUCACAGCCUCACGAUCAAGGGAAGAUAAUUCGUACUACUUACUUGAGAUUAGUACCAGUCACAGCCUCACGAUCACAGGAAGAUAAUUUGUACUACUUACUUGAGAUGAUUUUACUCGUCUGUUUCUAUUCUUUGUUAGCUUAGUGAAGUAUUUAUUUCUUUUCUAAAAGGUUUACGUUUAUUUCUUUGUCAACUGCCUGCAAGAUGGCAAGUUUUAAUACUUGCAACGAACUCUUGGAAUUUACCCAGCCACCACAUCAAUCCAUAUCCUAAAAGGUUUACGUUUAAUAUUUCUUUAUCAACAUCCAGUUUCAUCAAAGUGACGAACUGCAACGAAUUCCAUGUGGAGGAUGGAGAGGGAGCGCCAUUGAAGACCAUGGAGGAAAAGCUGAAAUGCUUACGUGGCUUAGUAGAAGCCGACACCGUACCUGUCCACGACGACCUAAAGCCUUGGGACUACGAGUCGUGCGGAAAGGAGGCGCUGAAUGUCGUGUACUUGUUAAAUUUUUGUUCGAUUUUUUCUUUCGAGGACCUCUUCACCAAUAUUACCGAUUACUUGGCACUACCCAGUCUUCUUACAGCUACCUACAAUAGGUUCUUCAGAGGGUGGUCCUAUUACUUGCUUCUCCCCGAACGAAAAACUGAAUCCCCCAACUACAUGAUUGUCCUUCAUAAAAUUCUCAGUCUCACGAAACAGCUCUUCUCCUGAGUGCUGUGCAGUCAACCUAUGGAGGACUCUUCAAUUCUAUAUCCAUACUUGUUCUCCUCAGUGCAAUCUGUGGUACAUGGGGACACUAUACGUCGAGAUUUGCCAAAGUGCUAUGGAAUCUCUGCGGCCGGGAGGAUUGGAGCAGUCAUCGAGUGGUGUCUGCUUUGGAUUAUGGCUAUAAAACAAGAGGACCAUUUUCUUGAUAGACCCAGAGACGUGAUCAAGUGAUGAAGUUGAAGGAUAGACCCAGAGACGUGAUGAAGUUGAAGAUUGUAGUCUGUAUCUAUGAAGCAAUGUAAUCACUAGAGACGGUAUAAGAAUACCUUUGCAGCUCACAACUUAUCUUGAUACGUUGAGUAACGACCAUAACUUUUGUUCUUUUAUUGGGUUUUGUUUUUUCUAGUUAGGUCUGCUCCACCAACACUAUUACUAGAGACAAUUGUGAUCAAAAACCUUCCUCCAACGGAUGCUAGCCUACGAGGAUGA
Molecule: messenger RNA, 4443 nt
Organism: Amoebophrya sp. A25
Lineage: Eukaryota; Dinophyceae; Syndiniales; Amoebophryaceae
Source: the annotation of a GenBank genome assembly